Molecule: messenger RNA, 2263 nt
Organism: Culex pipiens pallens (northern house mosquito)
Lineage: Eukaryota; Metazoa; Arthropoda; Insecta; Diptera; Culicidae
Product: phospholipase A1 member A-like
Exons: 1
Coding region: 396-1256 (286 amino acids)
Molecular function (GO): lipase activity
Source: RefSeq, a predicted model, not a curated record
CAUUCCAGUGUGGCACCUGCCAGGGAAACUGUCUUUGUUCUUUUGAUAUAAAUAACCCUGUUCGAACCAUCAAAAGGCAGUUCAAUCGGAAGUCGUCCAUCAGUUUGGUUUGGUGACUUACUCCGACAAUGACGCCGCCCUCACUGCUAAUAUCAGUUCUUAUCGUGAUGGCCCUUACGGUUAGUCACGGACAGCAAGAGAUUCCAUGGGGGAAUUUUCCUUUUCAAACGGCCUUAACAUUAGCUACAGCACCGUUAGGUUAUCAAUUCAAUCUAUUAUUAAACAAUAACAAUAACAGUAUCAAUAUCAAUAUUCCUGAUUAUUUUUUUCCUAAUCUAACGAACAACCCUCCGGUAAAUAACAGGAUUUUGUGUGUUGAAAGGUAAGUUCAGUUUAUGUGUAAAGAUGGAAUUUAUCAAAAAUAUAUUUUCAGGGGCCGAGAAUUGCUUGAGGUCGAAAUAAAUAGUUAUGAUAUUAAUGUAAAAAUCGAUACCAAUAAGCCAGUCAUGUUCAUAAUUCACGGAUGGAUGGACAACUUUAUGAGUCGAUGGGUUCAAGAUACGGUGAACGACGCAUCGACUCUUUUAGAUGUGAACGUUUGUGCAGUUGAUUGGGCAAAUCUCGCACAUUACAAUUACUCUGAAUCUGUGGAUAAUACGCUGAUCGUUUCCGACCAAACUACUAAAUUUAUUAAAAUCCUCAAUCAACUGAAUGUACCAUCGAAAUCCAUAACUUUGGUAGGUCACGAUUUGGGGGCGCAUAUCUGCGGUCAAAUUGGUCAAAAUUUAAAUGGAGAAAUAGGACAAAUAUACGGAUUAGAACCGGCAGGAGCAUUGAUCACGACACCACCAGGUCGACCACUUUCGUUCCGGCUGGACAAAACAGAUGCCGAGUACGUACAAUUUCUUCUCACCGCCAAAGGUUCAGUAAGUGUCUCGGUUGGUGAAGGUCAUGAAAACUUCUACGUCAACGGAGGAGCUGCACCGCAACCAAACUGUGGCUCAAUAACGAACAACACCGGUGAUGCUGAGUCAGUCAUAAUUCUGCUCUGUAGUCAUUUUCAUGCAUAUAACAUAUUCCGGCUCUCGAUGAAUCCUCUGCUCGUGUAUCCAGCCCGCUUGUGUCUCAGUUGGGCAGAUUACAUCGCAGGUCGGUGCUUUUUGAAUCGAAUGACUCGGGCGGGAAUCUACAGCACCAAGCAGGGAGGUGACUUUUAUCUGAAAACCUCAGCACUCGCGCCGUUUAUUAUGUUUUGAGGGUAGAAGGUGACAUAAAUUUCAACAUAUUUGUAACGUAUACUGAAUUUGUUACUAUUAAAAAUUAAGCAUCUUAUUGAAUACUAAUAAUUCUAUAAAUGUAAGCUGAAUGUACGAUACAAUUACCUAUAUUUAAUAGUUCUAUUGUACCGACCUUUAUCUACAUUUCAAAUAAAUCAACAGUCCAAAAAUGAUACAUGUGAUUUUCUCAUCUUGUAUUUUUAUGCUCGCGUCAAUGUUAGUUUGCUUAUUGUUCAAUGUUUAUUGCUUAAUGACACGUCAACGAGAGGUUAGUGAAACUUGAGACAUCUAAACCAAACGCUAUAGUCUUUAAGGGAUGACAAAGCUACUGACAUCCAUGUGCAGCUUUAAACCAGUUGAAUGCCCUACCCAGAAGUUCUCACCAAGUGCUCUCCAAACACAGCAGUGCAGACUGAAGCUCCUCGAUUCCGGCCCUCUCUUAAGCUCUUCUAAUUGGUUUUCGACAGUCACUGCCAAAAGCAAUGCCAUUAUGCUCCGCAGUAAUACUGUACUUAAUGCCAUUCCAACCUAAAUACACAGUACCGAACUGUCCAAAAAAGUCCACAUUUGAGUACCAACUGUCCGCGUUGAUCCUUCUCCGGCGACACCAACCACACAAGGGACUUAAGUAAGUCCCGAGCACGCGUGUAAUGACGUCCCAACGAAGCUGGUCCGUAAUGGAAAACUAACCACAUUUGAAUACGGGGUGGAAUUUUCAUUCACCCUUAGACGGCCCUGGUGGCCCACAUAACCCCACCACAACACGUGAGCCAUCUCAUUACUGCUGCUGGGCGCAAUUUGUCGUCGACGGAAAUGGGUAAAGUUUUGUGGUCCCCUCGGACGGGAUGUGGAGCCGGAGGUUAGACCUUGGUCAUGUUCUUGUUUGUUUUGGUUGGUUUUGCAUUUAAAUGUUCGACGGAGAGCGAACCAAUUACGGGAUGGAAAUUGCGUGCGGGGGUUGAAAGUUAAGCGAAAUUAGACUGAGA